AUGUGUCUUCAAAGUAUCGUCAUUGAUCUACUUACUAACUUUCAGGUCCUGAAAUAUUGGGGUAAGAGAGACACGAACUUGAACUUACCUACCAACAGCUCCAUUAGUGUAACCUUGUCACAAAAGGAUUUGAGAACUUUGACAACCGUGAACAGUAGCAGAAACUUUGAGAAAGACUCUUUGUACUUAAAUGGGGUUUCUCACAGUAUUGAAAAUGAUCGUACCACUAAUUGCCUGGAGCAACUACGCUCGUUGAGACAACAACUGGAAGAAGAUGAUCCUAACCUGCCGAAACUUAGCCAAUGGAAGCUUCAUAUAAUUAGUGAAAAUAACUUUCCAACCGCAGCAGGGUUGGCUUCCAGCGCUGCUGGAUUUGCGGCCAUGGUUGCUGCUAUCUCUAAAUUGUAUGAACUUCCUCAGGAUGCUUCUGAGUUAAGUCGAAUUGCUCGUAAGGGAUCAGGGUCUGCCUGUAGAUCUAUGUUUGGAGGUUACGUUGCUUGGGAAAUGGGUGAGAAACUAGAUGGUACUGAUUCUAAGGCAGUUCAAAUUGCGCCGCCGGAACACUGGCCAAAUAUGAAAGCAGCCAUCUGCAUCGUCAGUGAUUUGAAAAAAGAUGUUUCAUCUACGAGUGGUAUGCAGACUACUGUCCAAACCUCUGAACUGUUUCAGUAUAGGGUCAAUCAAGUUGUUCCUCCGAGGUAUUCACAGAUGGUUGAUGCAAUUAAGAAUAGAGAUUUCGAAACGUUCGGUACUUUAACGAUGAAGGAUUCUAACUCUUUUCAUGCCACUUGCUUGGACUCGUACCCCCCCAUAUUCUAUCUGACUGAUACAUCUAAGAAAAUCAUCAAGCUGAUACACACUUUGAAUGAUGCGAUCGGUAAGGUGGUAGCGGCGUAUACAUUCGAUGCAGGUCCAAAUGCAGUUAUAUACUACGAGUCAGAAAAUGAAGAAGUGGUUCUGGGGGUCCUAUUUGGUGUUCUGUCCAACGUUGAUGGCUGGAAUGAGAUGAAUUCAGCCACAUUGAAAGUGCCUGAAGGAGUCCCUCUUUCGAGUUUGGAUUCAACUAUUGCAAGUGGAGUCUCAAGAGUGAUUUUGACACAAGUGGGAGAAGGACCUAAAGAGUCCGACAUGUUUUUAGUUGCUCCUUAA
Komagataella phaffii GS115 is the source of this 1149-nucleotide messenger RNA. Its product is annotated as Mevalonate pyrophosphate decarboxylase. Gene Ontology annotation, cellular component: cytosol. Lineage: Eukaryota; Fungi; Ascomycota; Pichiomycetes; Pichiales; Pichiaceae. The coding region runs from base 1 to 1149 and encodes 382 amino acids. The record is from RefSeq and is a predicted model, not a curated record. Gene Ontology annotation, molecular function: diphosphomevalonate decarboxylase activity; ATP binding. Gene Ontology annotation, biological process: isopentenyl diphosphate biosynthetic process, mevalonate pathway; isoprenoid biosynthetic process. The transcript has a single exon.